Molecule: messenger RNA, 1456 nt
Organism: Carassius gibelio (silver crucian carp)
Lineage: Eukaryota; Metazoa; Chordata; Actinopteri; Cypriniformes; Cyprinidae
Exons: 4
Coding region: 72-986 (304 amino acids)
Source: RefSeq, a predicted model, not a curated record
AACACCCUUGCCUUACCCAGCCUGGCUCAUCUAAGGGGUGGAAUGGGUGGUAUGAUAGCCUUAGGUGGAAAAUGGGCAAUUACCGCUCAAAACUGCGUCGAGCUGGAUGCUUGGAGGUAUCCAUAAAUGGUGGGAAAAGAAGAGGACUGCAGCCUCAGAGAAACAUCAAAAGACCCAAGAGGUUUGAAAUCAAUUUUCUACCGAACUUCCCUGAUGGUGAAGAUGAAGCCAGCAUGGAGUCCAAAAGGAAAGAGAUGGUGGAAGAAAUGAAGAAACGUCGUCUUAACGUUGCACUGAUAGCCCGGAACAUGAAUUCUACAUUUGCCUUGCGUAGAAAGGAAUUGAUAGAGAAGGAGCCUGCUGUGAAGAAUACAGUGGAAAGGUGGCCAGCCCUCUUCACACAGAGUCAGAUCAUGGCAGAGUUUAAUCGUAUAUCUGGCAAAAACCUGCAAGCUGAAUUCUUUCAAGAACUGGACAGAUUUACUCCACGUUUCAUCGAUAUCUUCAGGGCUAAAGGUGGAGACAUUGGUUCCAAACUUAAGAAGAUUCUGCAGCAGAUUGAAAAUGACAAAUCGAACAUCAAUGCGGGACGAACAGCCGUUCUUCAAGGCCUACCACUCCUCCUCGGAGAGGACCCCUCCGAUUUUUACAAGACAUGUUUUGACUGUGAUGACAAUGAAGACAUGUCGGACGUUGAAAUCGGUAUUCUGACAGUGAUUCCAGAGGACUCUGCAACUGUACCCUACUCCCUGCAUCUUGGUGCCACAACAACGGCAAUCAUUUUGGAAGGUACAGUGGUUGUGGAUGAUCUUGAAAAUCUUCCACAAGCAACGUGUCUGCUCUUUGGACUAAUUUAUGCUCUAAACUUAGAGUAUCCUGCAGCACUGAAAUGCACAUUCGACUUCAUACAAAGAGUGAUUUUGUCCCUUGGCCACAAGUCACUCAAACCUAAAAUCCAAUCACUGAAAAAUCGCCUGAUGCAGUAAUAGAUCAUAGCCAUGAUGCUAGUUUGAGUGAAUAGAAGCUGUCUUUAAGAAAACUAAAGAAAUUGUUCAGUACUGUUUUACAGAUACUUCAGUUUUUUCAAUUGUUGAAAAUGAAAAAAUAAAAAUCCACAUUUAAGAGGAUGUUUUGAAAAAUUUCAAGUUUACUUGUUUGGUUUUAGAAUAGUUUUAAUAUAAGAGAACUGUAGUAGGAAGGUGUUCUGUACUAAACUUGUAACAUACUUGCAAGCUCUGCUUUUGAACACUUUGUAAAGAUGUUAAAAACAAAGAGACAUUCAUCCUUUUAAUUGUCUUUUUAUUUCUUGAGUGCAGUAUGUGCUUUUUUUUUUCUAAAAUGUUGCUGGCGGGCAGUUGACGGGCAUGCCUUAAGUAAUGUUUUAAAAUGAAUACUGUUUUAUAGAGCAAAUAAAGUGUUCUAGUGUUGUGCCAAAUCUGUUGUCUGUCUUUGCAUU